AUGUCCUGGGCGUUGAUCGUAGUUUUAUUCGCCAUCAUCAAACUUCCAUUCUGUGCAGGAGUGAACGUAACCUUCACCCCGCCCACGCAAUGCGACCACCUCAAUGUUUCGUGGACCGGUGGUCAACCGCCUUUCGAGUUCAACUUUAUAUCUGUCUAUGGAAGACAGUUAGUCCAGUCCGUCGACUCCUCGGCAUUUAGCGAUGGCAAGGGUUUCUUUCAGAUGCGAAUCCCUUUCCCUUCGGGCACGCAGAUGUUGUUCGUCAUGAAGGAUGCGACUGGAUAUCCAGCUGGCACAACUUCCAGUCUUGUCAGUGUUGGUCCGAACGUUGGCGGCACAAAGUGCAACACAACUAUAAUACCACCGGACUUCACGUUCGCCACCGAUGAUGGUGUCCAGCAAUGCCAAUCCUUCCAAUUUUAUGACUACAAUGGUGGUACAACUCAGCCCGUGACAAUCAUGGGUAUCAUCCCCGGUGACCAGGUCUUCACCCUUGCACCACCAAAGGGAUCGACAUCCUUCAAUUGGACAGAGAAUAUGCCGAGUUUCUCCACUGUACUCUUCACAAUGGUCGACUCCGCUGGUCAUCGCGGCGGCGUAACCCAGCUUCUGACGGUCGAACAGACCGGCAACUCCGGCUGUCUGAACAAAUCCUUUCCUGCUCCUAAUCCUACACCACCUGCGCAAGUGAGCAAUGUGCUACCCCCUGGAGCGUCUCAGGCAUCCUCUUCAUCCGGCAAGGACAAAGGUCUUUCUGCCGCACAAUUCGCCGGUAUCCCCAUCGCAUGCGUUGUGGGAGGCAUCGCCAUUUUCGCCGUUAUAAUCACCGCCGUCAGACAAAGACGCGCGAAGCUUCAAAGGCGUCGUGACGCCGCUGCUUUGGAUAUGGGGGAAGGCUCAGCAGCGCCGGAGAACAUUAUCACACCCUUCCCGCCGCACAUGUUCGAGCAUUCGUGCGCAGCUUCCGGUCCUAUCUCGAUGCACGCUGGCGGCGCUCUUGGGAGCACGACAAAUCUAUCCGUUCACAGUGGUAUCGGGGCUAUCUUUCCGUCUUACCAUCCGCUUUCGUAUGGUAACACGGCGGGGCAGGAAGCCCUCGACCCGUAUGAGCCCCCUGAUUAUCACUCGGUUAUUGCUAGCCCUGACACAUCGACCACCGGGGCCGGUAACAGCUCUUCGAGCCGUGCUGGAUUGCGUAUUUAUACGGUGACGAACCAUAGUGACAGCUCACCGGAUGCCGUAGACGAGAAGGCUACGUUACCCCACAUCAAUCAAAGCGACGCCCAGUGA
Gloeophyllum trabeum ATCC 11539 is the source of this 1290-nucleotide messenger RNA. RefSeq lists its product as uncharacterized. The coding region runs from base 1 to 1290 and encodes 429 amino acids. Lineage: Eukaryota; Fungi; Basidiomycota; Agaricomycetes; Gloeophyllales; Gloeophyllaceae. The transcript has 5 exons. The record is from RefSeq and is a predicted model, not a curated record.